UCUUCCGGGCCCAUAAACUACAGCAGCAAAAGGAGGACUCGGCCUGGUCGAGGAGGGACUUGAUGCCGUCCUAGUCGGAGAGAUCGGCCGGCGGCGACCGCACGAGGACGGAAACGAGUUGAACUCAGAGGCGAGGAGAUCGACGGCACGAGGAGGGUCACGAGGAUGGGGAAAAUUCAGAUAAGCGCUUCCAAGGCCUUUGCGCUGCAUUUUCUGUGCGCCGCGGCCUUGGCGGCCGGCUACUGCCUCGCCCGAGAUGUCUACGCUCUCAACCUCAUCUCCGACCCUGCCCAAACCCUCCGCCUUCUCCUGGUCUUCGAAGGGCCGGUCGUUAUCGGAAUCUACAGUUGGAUUCGUCGUGACCCUGACAGUUGCUCGUAUUUGAAGGCUGUUGGGCGAGGAUUGCUCGGGCUUCCCAUUGGGGCUUCAAUAAAUGCUUUUGGGGCAAUUGUUUUGGGUGCACCUAUUGGCAUUAAAUAUUUGACAAAGACAAUCUACUGGUCAUUUCUCAUGUCAUUAUUCACUUUUGUUCCUGCAUCUUGUGUUUUUGGCAAAUCGAGGAUGGAUUGGCAACGUAUUCUAGCUCAUUCCAAGCCAAUGGAAGGUGUGGACUAUAUGAUUUCUUUACCAGCACAUGGAGCUGUUAUCGGUGCAUGGCUUGGUGCUUGGCCGAUGCCACUUGAUUGGGAAAGGCCAUGGCAGGAAUGGCCUAUUUGCGUCACCUAUGGUUCUGUUGCUGGAUAUUUGGUCGGGAUGUUGGCUUCCUCGGUGUUCAUACUAAUUCUCAGAAGACAGGAUCCUGUCAAAGUUGACUAACUACCAGAUCACAAAGGGACUUAUUUUGGAGUUGAUGGCCUUGAUCUCUUGUAACCAUCGCCAGCUUUUUAAUGUCAGGAUGUAUAUGCUGUUAAUCCAUGUGCCAUUACGUAAGGGUUUAGCCAUGCGGCGUCGAUCAGUUUUGAUUUUAACUUAAAAUCACUUGAUUGUCCUCUCUUAAGUGAGUCCAUUAUUUUUUCUUCUAGAAUUUAUCUACAUGAUUCUCCAUUUCUGAUGAGCUGAUGGUAUAUAACUUGUUACUGCCUUUUUUUGGCAAAGGAAAAUAAAUCAUAACUCACAA
This is a messenger RNA of Phoenix dactylifera (date palm), 1117 nucleotides long. Its product is annotated as phosphatidylinositol-glycan biosynthesis class F-like protein. Lineage: Eukaryota; Viridiplantae; Streptophyta; Magnoliopsida; Arecales; Arecaceae. Gene Ontology annotation, cellular component: endoplasmic reticulum membrane. Gene Ontology annotation, biological process: GPI anchor biosynthetic process. The record is from RefSeq and is a predicted model, not a curated record.